This is a messenger RNA of Rana temporaria (common frog), 6702 nucleotides long. It is a transcript of the gene TAOK3, whose product is annotated as TAO kinase 3. The transcript is spliced from 21 exons. Gene Ontology annotation, biological process: protein phosphorylation; execution phase of apoptosis. Bases 668 to 3394 code for a protein of 908 amino acids. Gene Ontology annotation, molecular function: ATP binding; protein kinase activity. Lineage: Eukaryota; Metazoa; Chordata; Amphibia; Anura; Ranidae. The record is from RefSeq and is a predicted model, not a curated record.
AAUCAGUCACUUUCAUCACUGGCCAGUGUGUACUGGCUACCAUCAGCUUGAAUAUGAUUGGUUGACACAGACACUUCCCCAAUUUUAUAACAACCCUAAUUCAAAGUAAUUUUAUCUUUUUUGUCUGAAUGUUUCACAUCUCAAAAACUUUGCAUUUCUACAGAGAUGUGUAAGACUUUUUAUACCCACUGUAAUACUGACUGUCUGUUGAAAUGCAGUCCCCGCUACUUCUCUCUUUGUCGCAGAGAAAUCUCGUUCUAUCUCACGUAAAAGGAAAAGAAAGUUAAAGUCAGGAAGUUGACUGAAGUAGAGGAAACGGAACAGAGUUAUUCAAGCACAUCGCUCUAGAGCCGUAGUAAGUAUUUAGGCUGGCUGACCUCUCGCUGCUAUAGAGACUGUCUGUAGGGAAGACCAUACAGCUGUGUAAGGCAAAGCCUCAGCCCAGAAAUAAAAGAGAACAUGGACUUAGGUGUGGCCGCGCUACAUUUGCUGCUCUGAUUUUCUGAUCACAUGCCUAAUAUUUGAUCGGUGCAAGAGGACUACAACUGUGCCACCUUAAUUCUGUUUUGAAAACCCGAGCAUGGUUUGUGCCAAAAGCAUUGCAGCAAUCGGCCUUCAUGCUAGACAUACGUUCCAUGUAGCAUGAACCAAGCCAGGGACUGUAAGGAUGACUGAGGUUACUGUCCCAUCCAGAAUGCGGAAGGGCCUCUUGAAGGAUCCUGAUAUAGCGGAUCUAUUUUGCAAGGAGGAUCCAGAGAGCACAUUUGUAGAUCUGCAUGAAAUUGGACAUGGCAGCUUUGGAGCAGUUUACUUUGCUACAAACUCUACAAAUAAUGAAGUGGUUGCUAUUAAGAAGAUGUCCUAUAGUGGGAAACAGAUGAAUGAGAAAUGGCAGGAUAUAGUGAAGGAAGUGAAAUUUCUUCAACAGCUGAAACAUCCCAACACCAUAGACUACAAAGGAUGCUACUUGAAAGAACAUACCGCUUGGUUGGUAAUGGAAUACUGCCUGGGAUCUGCUUCAGAUUUGUUAGAAGUUCACAAGAAGCCACUUCAGGAAGUGGAAAUAGCUGCCAUUACUCACGGUGCCUUGCAGGGGCUGGCCUACCUGCAUUUUCAUAAUAUGAUUCACAGGGAUGUUAAAGCUGGGAAUAUACUGCUUACUGAGCCUGGUCAGGUAAAAUUAGCAGACUUUGGAUCUGCGUCUAUAGCAUCACCUGCCAAUUCCUUUGUGGGAACGCCAUACUGGAUGGCCCCAGAAGUUAUUUUAGCAAUGGAUGAAGGCCAGUAUGAAGGCAAAGUUGAUAUCUGGUCUCUUGGUAUUACUUGCAUUGAAUUAGCUGAACGGAAGCCCCCUUUAUUUAAUAUGAACGCAAUGAGUGCCUUAUACCACAUAGCCCAGAAUGAGUCCCCUACACUACAGUCUAACGAAUGGUCGGACUCAUUCCGUGGAUUUGUGGACUACUGCUUGCAGAAAAUACCUCAGGAACGGCCCACAUCUGCUGAUCUGCUGCGGCAUGACUUCGUACGCAGAGACAGGCCGGCGCGGGUCCUUUUAGAUCUGAUACAGAGGACUAAGGAUGCUGUCAGGGAGUUGGACAACCUGCAAUACAGGAAAAUGAAAAAAAUUCUCUUCCAAGAAUCCCGCAAUGGUCCACUUAAUGAGUCUCAGGAAGAUGAUGAGGACAGCGAGCACGGGACCAACCUGACUGCAAAGAUGGACAGCCUUGGCAGCAAUCAUUCCAUACCAAGCAUGUCGGUCAGUACGGGUAGCCAGAGCAGCAGUGUGAACAGCAUGCAGGAAGUAAUGGAUGACAUGAGUCCAGAGCUGAUAUUGGUUACAAGCUAUGGCUGCGGCGGCUAUGAUUCCACCUCUUCUUUGGUUCCAAAAAAGGAUCAUGCAUUCAUAAGGGAUGAGGCGGACCACAGGGAUCCCAGGCCUGAGCUGCGGCCUACCCAGUCAGUGCAAAGUCAGGCACUUCAUUACCGGACCCGCGAGCGAUUCGCUACAAUCAAAUCAGCAUCUUUGGUUACAAGGCAGAUCCAUGAGCAUGAGCAGGAGAACGAGUUGCGGGAACAGAUGUCAGGAUAUAAGCGGAUGCGGCGCCAGCACCAGAAGCAGCUGAUCGCCCUGGAAAAUAAGCUGAAGGCUGAGAUGGACGAGCACCGCCUUAAGCUGCAGAAGGAGGUGGAGACUCAUGCCAACAACGCGUCCAUCGAGCUGGAAAAGCUUUCCAAGAGGCAAAUCGUAGGCAUGGAUAAAGAGGCAAAGAUGGCUGCAGCGGAUGAAAGGAGAUUUCAACAGCAGAUCAUAGCCCAACAAAAGAAAGACUUAACAUCGUUCUUAGAAAGUCAGAAAAAGCAGUACAAGAUUUGCAAGGAAAAGAUUAAAGAGGAAAUGAAUGAGGAUCAUAGCACGCCCAAGAAAGAAAAACAGGAACGCAUAUCAAAGCAUAAAGAGAACCUCCAGCACACUCAGGCUGAGGAAGAAGCUCAACUCCUUAGCCAACAGAGACUGUACUAUGAGAAAAACUGCCGACUCUUCAAGAGGAAGAUAAUGAUCAAAAGGCAUGAAGUUGAGCAGCAGCACAUCCGUGAGGAGCUCAAUAAGAAGAGAACCCAGAAAGAAAUGGAGCAUGCCAUGUUAAUCCGGCACGACGAGUCCACUCGAGAGCUGGAGUACCGGCAGUUGCAUAUGUUGCAAAAGCUUCGGAUGGACCUUAUACGUCUGCAGCAUCAGACUGAACUGGAAAACCAGUUGGAAUACAACAAGCGCAGGGAAAGGGAGUUGCACCGGAAACAUGUAAUGGAACUCCGGCAGCAACCCAAAAAUCUCAAGGUGAUGGAAAUGCAGAUAAAGAAACAGUUUCAAGACACAUGCAAAGUGCAGACCAAGCAGUACAAGGCCCUGAAGAAUCACCAGCUGGAGGUAUCCCCAAAGUGUGAGCACAAGACAAUACUCAAGUCCCUGAAGGAUGAGCAGACACGCAAACUGGCCAUACUUGCUGAACAGUAUGAGCAAAGCAUCAAUGAGAUGAUGGCUUCACAAGCGUUGCGCUUGGACGAGGCUCAGGAAGCAGAAUGCCAGGCUCUUAGGCAACAGCUUCAACAGGAGAUGGAGCUACUGAAUGCCUACCAGAGCAAGAUCAAGAUGCAAACAGAGGCACAGCAUGAGCGUGAACUGCAGAAGCUGGAGCAAAGGGUGUCUCUCCGAAGAGCUCACCUGGAACAGAAGAUUGAAGAGGAGUUGGCUGCCCUUCAGAAGGAGCGCAGUGAGAGGAUCAAGCAUUUGUUUGAACGCCAGGAAAGAGAAAUUGAAACCUUCGAUAUGGAAAGUUUACGGUUGGGCUUUGGAAAUCUGGUGACGUUAGAAUAUCCCAAGGAGGACUAUAGAUGAGAGAGGCCAGUUUUUGCCAUUUAAAUAAAAGAACAAUAAUAAUAUUAACAGUGACAGCAAGGAGAACCUGCAAAACGUACAUUCCCCAUUUUAACGGGCGUGCUCUCUCUCUCUUCUCUCUCUCCCUCCCUUUAUCUCUCUCUUUCACUCUAUCUCUCUGUCUCUAUCUAUCUCUGACGUCCGUCGGACACUAGUGCCUGUAAUUCUUUUUACUCACCAGGGUGCCUCUGGGCAAAUCUGAGCACGGAGCAAGCUCCCUGGCAUACCUCUCAAGUGUCCCUGAUUGUCACUCAAAAUUUCAAUCCAUCAGAACAUUGGUGCUUGUUAUACAAACCGAAGAUUCAAACAGCGGGAAGGAGUCUUGAAGUUAAAGUUGUGUUUUGUGUCGAAACUCUUCCUUUAUUCAUAACCCCUUUUGUGGAAAGAGAUAACUUGAUUAUUCAAAGUUUUGUCCAUGAUGUUCCUUGGGGAAGAUGUUGAGAGGUAUGUGGUUUUAUCAGUGUGAGGAUUGAGAGGUAUGUAUCUUCUAUGCCUCUGUCAGAGGGCUUAUGAGGGCUCUGUGUCUUUUGGCCAGGCUUUGGCAGAAGGUGAGAAGUGUGUGUCCCUGGUGUCUCUUGAGUACUUUGAGGGGUGAAAGCUACAUGUUUAUGAUUCCUCUGCUGAGACUAAAAAAAUGUGUCUCCUGCAGUUUGGUAAGAAGUCAGCUCCAUAGUUUCAGAUGGUUUCAUAACCCAUGAUGCACAAGUUGUCAGUCUGUGAUUAACCCCUUCAGCCCUGAGCCAGUUUAGUGGCAGUGUAUAAGUUAAAUCUGGUGAUUGAUUUUUACCUUUUUAAAGACUGUGGUCAUUUUGGCACUUUUAGAAGUUUGGUUACGAUGAGCUUACCACCUCUCUUGUACUGGGUUGGUAUCCAGUAAAAACUAACCUUCCAAUCUUCUAAAGUGCCUAACACUAAAAACUAAAACUCAGGGAUGAAGAGAUUAAUUUCUUGAUGUUCAGUAACACAUUUGAGAGACUAGAGAGAAAUGAGGAGAUACACAUAAAAUACAAACCAACAUAAAAUGUGAAUAACUGUUGGUUGCUACAAACAUUUUAUUCUGUUUAAAGUACAAGCAAAAAAAAAAUAUAUAUACAAUUUAAUACAUAAAAGAGAGAGAGAAGCAUAAAACUGCAGCCUUAAGGUUACUGCUGCUGCGUUAAACAUUGUUGUUUUUUUGGUAUUUGUUCGUCAGGAAUAAAAAAAAAAAGAGAUUUUAUUAAACUAUUGAGGUUUGAUACAUUUUACAGAAACCAAUCAUGUUGUAUAUAUAUAUAGACAUAUUGUUGGGAGGGGGAGAAGCAGAAUUUGGGGGGUUGUUUGGGCAGAUGGGGAGGGUAGAAUGUCUUGUGAUAAUAUAUAUAUUUUGUUUCAUUUUUUAUUUUUUUAUUUUCUUGUUUGUUUUUUUCCUUUUUUUUUUUUAGUUUUUCUUUGUUUUAAUUUUUUUUUUUUUCUUUUUGAUGACUUAUGCUGGCCGGAGCAGAAAUUGACUUUGAAUUUUCAUUGCACUUUUGGCUCCUAAUCAAUGGUACUUUUUACUCCAGUCCUGGUUUUCUUAUAUGUAUAUACCAUAUGUAUUCUUAACUGACAUAAGGCAGCUGGGAAAUUAAGACCAAAAUACACUAUUUAUCAAUGACUUUGGCAAGGUAAGGUGCCAGAGAAUAAUUUUUGCUAAAUCUUUGCAAUAUAUUGCUAAUGUAUGCCAGGAUGUAAAAAAAUAAUUAAAACCAUCAAAGGUUAAGUAAAUUUACAGAGUGUGUACAUGUGAUGUACACGGAGUGUGUACAUGUGAUUGGUGAAUUCUACCAGCUCUCUGCUCCAAUCCAUGUGACAGUGUGUCCACGCCGUAUGCAGCCAGUUAAUUGUUUUCGCUGCCUAAACCCAAGUAAAUACAUUUUUAUACAUAGGAGUGGACACAGUUUCGAAAACUGGAUUUGAAAGGAGUACUUGGGUAGAAAAUUAAGAUUUCUUUAUUUCUUUGGUAUUAAUAUAUCUUUAUUAAAAAAAAAAAAAAAAAAACGGAUUGUGAAUACAUAUGCCUCAGUCAAUAAAUACUGUAUAUCCCUGGUUCCUGGUACAAUUCUAGUUCCUGCUUUCAUUAGUCCUGGAACCUGAGCAUGGAAGAAAGUACUGUAUUUGCUUCACAAGAAGUUUUUUGUUCAGCACUAAUUGUAGCUAAUUAUCCUUUAAGCCCAUCAGGUUGAAAGGUGGAAUUUCAGGGUUUAUUUCUUUCUGUCUGUCUUUUUUUAUUUUUUUUUCCUUUUUUAUUUUCUUUUUUUUUGUGUUCCUUUUUUUCUCCCAUAAUUUUAUUUUUUGGGUGGAGGGCAUAAAAAUUUAAUAGAUAAUGGCUGUGAUGUACUGAGUCAGUGUUUCCUCAAAGAACAUUUCAGUGUGUUCAUAAAAAAUAUUGCAUAAAUAUGAACAAAAUAAGAAAACCACUUUUAGAGAGAGAGUAUUUUUGAAGCUGAAAAUUCUGUAUAAAAAUUGAUGUUAGACAAGUAAUGUAUCGUAUUUGUUCAAGAAUAUUAUAAGAAAAAUCAAACUUUGCGGACUAUUUUUUGGCACAAAAUAAUAAGUUAAAGAUACUUAUUUUAUUUUUAAGAGAAUUGAAUUAAAAAAUAAUAUAUAGAGUCUCAAUUAAUAAAUGCAUUUAAUACGUUCCCCUUUUUCGUCUGUAAACUGCUUUUACAAAUGCUGUUUAAGUGGUAUUUGCAGGGCAAGUGAAUCAAAUCAAGCGUGCCCUGCUUGGAUUUUAAUAUUUACCGUCCUCAUUUUUAAAGAUCUUAUGCUCUGGCUUAGUACAUCUUGGUCCUAAUUUAUAAGUGUGAAAAAGGUCCUCUAGAGUAAAGCAUUUUUAUUAAAUUUAAUGCAGUUAGUUAUUCAUAUAAUGGUCUCUGUUCUUCCUGGAUACAUGUAGCUGUAUUUUCACACACAAUGCUACCACAUUGCACUUUUGUUGAGUGUACAAAUUUAAAUUUCAAAAUAUUUGAUUUUUAUUUUGUGUUGAUUUCCUGGAAAAUACAUUCAGUUCAUAAAAUAAUUCUUUUACAAGAAUAUUUUAUAUGGAAACUUGUCAGUUAUAUUGAUAAUUAUUGGACACCAAAGCCAGUAUCUGAAAACAAAAAGAAAAAAUUGUUUCAUCAUUUCAGUGCAUACUUCUUGUAUUGAGGAGAAACCUGAAUUUAAGGUAAAGCAUAUACAAUAUUUUGAGAUAUUUUAGUUUUUGGGAAUUGGCACAAUUACACGCAAAUAAAACUGAAAAUUGAUAAGAA